Caenorhabditis angaria is the source of this 4146-nucleotide messenger RNA. The record is from the annotation of a GenBank genome assembly. Lineage: Eukaryota; Metazoa; Nematoda; Chromadorea; Rhabditida; Rhabditidae.
AUGAUUUCAUCGAUUUUUUGCUGUUGCUCGAAAUCGCAGCCAACUAUUAAAAGGUCGGUUUUUUUGGGGAGGGAAUUUGGAAUUUUUGAAAUUUUGGGAAAAGCGGGAAAUCAACUUUUUAAGUUUUUCAGAAUAUUAUGAAAUUCUUGAAACAGUAAAUUUUUUUUGUGAAUUUUGAAAUUACAAAAAUUGAAAAAACUUAUGUAGGAAUAAUAAUGGUUUUUAUUUCAAAAAUAAAUUAUUAUGAAAUUUUUGAAACAGUAGAUUUUUUCAAUGAAAAUUUAAUUUUUAUUUUUAAUUCUGUCUACAUUUGGACUACUGAUCAAUUAUUACAUUGCAGCAAAAAAUUAUGAAAUUUUUGAAACAGUAGAUUUUUUUUCUCAGAAAAGUACAAACCAAGUGCAUACAUUUCUCAAAAUGAUGAUUUUCAGUGAAAAAUCAUCUAAUGACUUAAAAUUGCGUCAAUUUCUGUUUUCUCUGGUAGAAAAAAAAUGAUUGCUGAAAUUUGUAACAAUUUUUGAAAAUAUAUAUAAUUUCUGAAACAGUGAAUUUUUCUCACUUCAAACUUCAUGGGAAAAUUUAUAGAAAGAAAUCUCAAUGCAUCAGCGUUUUCCAAUUUUCACAAAAAAUAUACACAAAUUUUGAAACAGUGAAUUUUUGAGUUUGAAAUAAUUUUGGGAUAAUUAAUCCAGCUAAUUAAUCCAGCCAAAAACUACAAGAAAAUUCAAAUUUUUUCAUAUAAAAUUUUUGAAACAGUAAUUUUUGUCAGAAGUAUUCCGAAAACCCCACAAUUUCUGGAUUUUCAGAAAUGAAUUUUUGAAUUUCAAAAACCAAACCAAAAAACAAAAAACAUUUACAAAAUUUUUGAAACAGUGAAUUUUUUGCAGAACAAUAACAUUGGGUUGUUUUGGAAUUGAUGGAGCUGGAAAAACGACACUUUUGAAGCUGCUAAAAGGAGGUAACUGACUUUUUCAGAAAAAAAAUUUUAAAAAAUUUCAAAAAAAUUUUUUUCCCAGAGGAUCCUCGAAAUGUUCUGACAACAAAUGGUUUUUCAAUGCUAGAAAUGAUAUAUGAUUCGGAAAUCAAUCUGAAAAUUUAUGAUAUUGGAGGAAAUGAGGGAAUUCGAGAUAUUUGGCCAAAUUAUUAUGGAGAAGUUUAUGGGAUUAUUUUUGUGGUUGAUUAUUCGAGUGAACAAAGGUUUAAUGAAUCGGUUGAGGUUGGUUUAGGCUGAUUUUUUGUGGCUUUGAUUGAAAUUAAAAUAACAAAUAUUGAAACAAGGAAUUUUUGAAACAGUGAAUUUUUUAGGAAUAAAAAUUUCAUCCGAAAAUAGUUCACUGUUUCAAAAUCUGUAUCAAUUUCCGAACGUGAAUGAAUGAUUUGCUUGUUUGAUUGGCAACAUAAAUUCAGAAAAAUUCACUGUUUCAAAAUUUGAAUAAAUAUUUGUGACAUAGAAAAUUGUUUGAUUUCCCCUUUAUUUUGAUCUCAAUCAAAAAUUCACUGUUUCAAAAAUUCUUAAGUUACCUAAUUUUUUCUAAAUAUAAUUCUUGUUCGCGUCUCUUAGGACGGAAAAGUUUAGGAAAAGUUCAGAAAAUUCCCUGUUUCAAAAGUUGCAUUAAUUUUUUUGAGUGAAAUUAAUUUUGAUAAUCGGAUAACAGAAACUAUUAUUAAUAUUCAAAUAGAGUUAAUUAAUACAACAAUUUGAGUCUUAUCAAUUUUAAAAAUUCACUGUUUCAAGUUUUCUAUUGGUUUUUCUGAAAAAUGUAAAUUCUCAAUAGUUCUUCCUUCAUCACUAAAAAAUUUACUGUUUCAAACUUUAUUUAAAAAAUUUUUAUUGAUAUAAGAAAAAUGUUAUAAAAUUUACUGUUUCAAACUUUUCUUAAUUUUUUUCUUAUUUGAAAAUAAAUCAAUUUGAUCAUGUAAUCGUACAUACUAAAAAAAACCUGUGAAAUAUGUUUUAAACUUUCCAGAAAAAUUUACUGUUUCAAAAUUUUCUCAUUUUUUGAUCUCAGAAAAUUUUGUGAUCGAUAAUGAAACUCGCUUUGUAUUCUAAAUAUGAAAAAUUUCGAAAUAAUUUCCAGAAUUUCGCAAUUUUCCUCAUUAAUUAUUAAUUUAUCAAAUUUUUCCGAGAAAAAACGAAACCACAAAUUGAAAAUUCGACGAAAAAAAAAAGAUUAGGGAUUUUUGAAACAGUGAAUUUUUUGGGGAAAAAAAUUUUCAAAAAUUCAAAUUUGCCGCAAAAACCUACCGUAUUUUGUUGCAGGUGAUGAGUACUGUAAUAAAACAUCCAUUAUGCGCCAAAAAACCGAUACUUUUUGUGGUCAACAAUCGAAACAACGUGGAAUUUGAUGACGUGGAAUUUUCGAAUCGCGUAAGUUGUUUUUUGAGCUUGUGAAAUUAAUUUUUGAAUGAUUUUUUUUCCUCUGUAACCCACUUCUAUUUCUAUUUCAUUCAUUUUUUCCGCAAAAAUUCAGGCAAGUCUACAGGCAACUUCUGACACACAACAACAAAUGAUUAUGGUUACUCAUAUUAGCAAAUAUAAUGGAUAUGUGAGUUUUUUUUCUGAAUUUUCAAAUUUUCCACGUGGAUUUCAAUAGGAAACUUUCAUUGGAAAAUUUUUUCUAACAAAAAAGUUUUUUCGAAACGUCUAGAAAUGAAAUAACAGAGUUUAAAUAAAUUUUGAAACAGUAAAAUUUUUUUUAUUUUAAAAUUCAGAUUUUUUUUCGUGAAAAUGAGAACUUUUUUGGAAAAAAUUCCGUCGUGCGAGCAUCAAUAAUUUUAAAAAAUUCAAAUUUUUACCGGAUUUUUGAAACAGUGAAUUUUUUUUUGACAUUUUUCAGACUGACUGUAAAAUAUCAAUUUUUUGUAUAUUUUUUCCAACAGUUAUCAAAUUUUAUUAGAUGCUCUAGAUUUUCUCGAAUUUUUGAAACAGUAAAAUUUUCAUGUAGUGCUUCAUGUACCUGCUCAUGUACCUACUCGUGUACCUGCACAUCAAAAAUAACAAAAACAUGAAAAAUUUUGUAAAAUUAUUGAAACAGUAAAUAUUUUUCAGGAAAAAUCAUGGAAUUUUUGAAAGGAAAAUAAUUUUUCUGCAUUUUUUGAAACAGUAAAUUUUUACCUGAUCAAAAAUUUCGAUGAAGUUUUAUUUAAUUUUUUCCCAUCACCAGAAUUUUAUUAAAAUUUUAAUUCAUAGAAAAUGUUUGAAACAGCAAAUUUUUUCCCAUUUUAUUCUGAACAUGAAUAUCGAGGACUUAUCAGGAAAUCAAGAAAUUUCAAAAUAUCUAUAAAAUUUUUGGAACAGUGAAAAAUUAUUGACAGAAAAUUCUAAUUUUUUUUUUGAAAUAUUCUAGACAAUAUAGCGAAUUUCUAUGAAAACUUCCAAAUGUAUUUUAUUUUUGAAACAGUGAAUUUUCAUUUUUUUUGCAGCUCAACGACAUCCGAAAUCCCUCAAUGAAUGUCUAUGAUCGCGCGAAAAAAGAUCGAAAUGCAUUUCAGGAUCAAUUUGUCGCAUUUAUCCAGCUCGUGAGUUCUCCUAACUCUCUCACAGUCAACCUAAAAUCAAUACUUUUUGCAGAUCGUUGAACAUUAUGUAUAUUUAUCUGAAGGUGUUCAGGCGGCUGAACGUGCACUUCAAAUAAAACAACAAGACGAGAAGAUUCGGAGGCAAAUGCUUUUGACGAAACAACAACAUGAUGCGGUGAAGGCUGAAAUUGCGCAGAUGGAAAAGUAAGAGCUGAAAUUAAUUGUUUUUCAAAUCAAACCUUUUUUCCAGCCGCUCUCCUGUUAUCACAACUCAGCCAAUUCAAGCUCCUCCUUCUGCUCCUCUAGCUGAAAUCAAUGCUGAACCCCCAUCUUCUCCGCCUCUAUCACUUGCUAGUUCGACAAUUCCAUCGGAUAUUAUUCAAGGUUCCCCGGAACUUUCGCCUCCGCCAGCACAGCAAAUCAAGUGAGUUCUCUGAAUUUUCAACCAAAAAAUAUUUGAAAUUUUUUAGUCUUUAUAGAAUUUCGCAAACGAGUACGAAACCAGCUUCACCGCAAGAGGCUGCCAAAUCCGAUGAGUAUUUCUUGCCACCAAAAUCACCGGGAAGACAAUUGUCGAGGAUACGAAGAAUUCAGAGUUCAUUGACUGCGAGAGUUGCACCGAAAUAA